Messenger RNA from Pygoscelis adeliae (Adelie penguin), 2256 nucleotides. RefSeq names its product kinase suppressor of ras 2 (gene KSR2). The transcript has 17 exons. NCBI's taxonomy places the organism in Eukaryota, Metazoa, Chordata, Aves, Sphenisciformes, Spheniscidae. The record is from RefSeq and is a predicted model, not a curated record. Gene Ontology annotation, molecular function: protein kinase activity; ATP binding. Gene Ontology annotation, biological process: protein phosphorylation. The coding region runs from base 37 to 2256 and encodes 739 amino acids.
GCCCCCGGGCAGCUGAGCCUGGAGGAGCUGCUGGAGAUGACCGACGACCAGGUCUGUGAGACCGUGGAGAAGUUUGGGGCCAACAGCGAGGAGUGCGCCCGCCUGAACGCCUCCCUCUCCUGCCUCCGCAGCGUCCACAAGUCCGGUGGCAGCCUCUCCAAGCAGGAUUGGACCAUCCAGUGGCCCACAACGGAGCCGGGGAAGGAGAACAGCCCCGGGUGCCAGCUGGAGCCAGGGCAGUGGGGCAGGACGCACCCCUCGCAGAGCCCCAAGGUCCAACCCAAGUGUGGGCAGCAUCACUGCCACGCGGGCUCGCCCCACGGACCCAUGUACACCCACGUGGACCGGCUGACUGUGGAGGGGCACCCGGGGCUGUGCCCACCCCGGGAGGCCGGGCAGCGAGUCAAGAAGAAGAACAAGCCCUUGAACCUCAAGAUCCAUAACAGCGUGGGAAGCUGCGAGAACAUCCCUGCGCAGCGCUCCCCGCUCCUCUCCGAGCGCUCCCUGCGCUCCUUCUUCGUGGGGUACCCGCCUUUCCUCCCCUCCACCCCUCCUGUCCACACCGAAGCCACCUUCUCAGCAAAUACGCUGUCAGUGCCUCGCUGGUCCCCGCAGAUCCCCCGUCGAGAUCUAGGAAACUCGAUAAAACACAGGUUUUCCACCAAGUACUGGAUGUCUCAGACCUGCACCGUCUGCGGGAAGGGAAUGUUGUUUGGCUUAAAAUGCAAAAACUGCAAGCUCAAGUGCCACAACAAAUGCACCAAAGAGGCCCCUCCGUGUCACCUGCUGAUCAUCCACCGUGGAGAUCCAGCAAGGUUAGUCCGGACAGAGUCGGUGCCCUGCGAUAUCAACAACCCCUUGAGGAAACCCCCCAGGUAUUCGGACCUGCACGUCAGCCAGACGCUCCCCAAAACCAACAAACUCAACAAGGACCACAUCCCGGUGCCCUACCAGCCAGACUCCAGCAGCAACCCCUCCUCCACCACCUCCUCCACACCCUCCUCGCCGGCCCCGCCGCUGCCGCCCAGCGCGACGCCCCCAUCCCCCCUGCACCCCUCCCCGCAGUGCCCGCGCCAGCAGAAGCAGUUCAACUUGCCAGCUUCCCAUUACUACAAGUACAAGCAGCAGUUCAUUUUCCCGGACGUGGUACCUGAGACGCCGACCCGAGCCCCGCAGGUGGUCCUCCACCCUGUCAACUCCAACCCCAUCCUGGAAGGAAACCCAUUGCUUCAAAUUGAAGUGGAGCCCACCUCGGAGAAUGAGGAAGGCACUGAGGAGGCGCAGGAGUCCGAGGAUGACUUUGAAGAGAUGAACCUCUCGCUCCUCUCCGCACGCAACUUCCCCCGCAAGGCCAGCCAGACCAGCAUCUUCCUCCAGGAGUGGGACAUCCCCUUCGAGCAGCUCGAGAUUGGCGAGCUCAUCGGCAAGGGCCGCUUCGGGCAGGUCUUUCACGGGCGCUGGCACGGGGAGGUGGCCAUCCGCCUCAUCGACAUCGAGCGGGACAACGAGGACCAGCUGAAGGCCUUCAAGAGGGAGGUGAUGGCGUACCGGCAGACCCGGCACGAGAACGUGGUGCUCUUCAUGGGAGCUUGCAUGAGUCCUCCCCACCUUGCCAUCAUCACCAGCCUGUGUAAAGGACGGACUCUCUACUCGGUGGUGAGAGAUGCCAAAAUUGUCCUGGAUGUCAACAAGACGAGGCAGAUAGCGCAAGAAAUUGUGAAGGGAAUGGGCUAUCUGCAUGCCAAGGGGAUACUUCACAAAGACCUCAAGUCAAAAAAUGUUUUCUACGACAACGGGAAGGUGGUGAUCACAGACUUCGGCCUCUUCAGCAUCUCGGGAGUUCUCCAAGCGGGCAGGCGGGAGAACAAGCUGCGGAUCCAGAACGGCUGGUUGUGCCACCUCGCCCCCGAGAUCAUCCGCCAGCUCUCGCCGGAUACCGAGGAGGACAAGCUGCCCUUCUCCAAGCACUCGGAUGUCUUUGCACUGGGCACGAUCUGGUACGAGUUGCACGCACGGGAAUGGCCCUUCAAGACGCAGCCAGCGGAGGCAAUAAUCUGGCAGGUGGGAAGAGGGAUGAAGCCAAACCUCAGCCAGAUCGGGAUGGGCAAGGAGAUCUCGGACAUCCUCCUCUUCUGCUGGGCCUACGAGCAAGAGGAGAGACCCACCUUCACCAAGCUCAUGGACAUGCUGGAGAAACUGCCAAAGCGCAACCGUCGCCUUUCCCACCCUGGACACUUCUGGAAGUCGGCGGAGUAA